AUGUUACCAAGAGGAGUCGAUGGAACAAUAAAUGCAAAAAUUUUGAAGGAAGCAUUGUCGAGGACCAUCCAUGAUAUUGAUUUAACUUUUUCUGAGGUUGCUUCUAAACAAAAUCAUGUUCCUGGAUGCGUUGCCACUGUUGUUCUUAUGAUAGAAGGGCAAAUAUUAGUUGCCAAUGGUUGCAACUCAAAGGCCUUUUUGUGUAAUUGGCACUAUGUGGAGGAUGAAGAUGUAUGGAUUGAUCUGUCUGUUAAAUUGGCAAGAAGGUAUCAUUCAAGAAGUCUCAGUGAAAGAACUGAAGAUGGAACUACUUGUGUACUAGUAGGAAGGUAUGGCAAUUUGGCACCUAAGGUGACCGAUUGGAAACCUUUAAGUGCUGUCAAUAGUCAUUUGGUGCUUGCAUCUGAUGAAAUAUUUAAAACCCUAAAUGAACCUGAUAUCUGUGCUCUAUUACAUCAAAAAUGUUAUAAAAGCUAUUGGAUGUUAACCCCCAUUCCAUGUUAUUUCAUGACACCAAGUGAUUCUGAUUGCAUAGUACAUACUGCAUUUCUUAAAGCCAGCAAAGAGGGGGUAUUCCAUAUGAUAAUAGUAGGAGUGGCUAUAACUUGUCAGUUGCUGUGGUUUGUCUGA
Messenger RNA from Quercus robur (English oak), 630 nucleotides. RefSeq names its product putative protein phosphatase 2C 50. The transcript is spliced from 4 exons. NCBI's taxonomy places the organism in Eukaryota, Viridiplantae, Streptophyta, Magnoliopsida, Fagales, Fagaceae. The record is from RefSeq and is a predicted model, not a curated record. Bases 1 to 630 code for a protein of 209 amino acids.